Messenger RNA from Myotis brandtii (Brandt's bat), 3057 nucleotides. RefSeq names its product protein phosphatase 2, regulatory subunit B, beta (gene PPP2R2B). The transcript has 10 exons. Gene Ontology annotation, cellular component: protein phosphatase type 2A complex; cytosol. Bases 408 to 1937 code for a protein of 509 amino acids. NCBI's taxonomy places the organism in Eukaryota, Metazoa, Chordata, Mammalia, Chiroptera, Vespertilionidae. Gene Ontology annotation, biological process: peptidyl-serine dephosphorylation. Gene Ontology annotation, molecular function: protein binding; protein phosphatase regulator activity. The record is from RefSeq and is a predicted model, not a curated record.
GCUCCUGCUGGAUUUCUAUUGCUAGAAGAGAAACUGACCACACGGGGAAAGGUAGAGGCUUCAGGCAGGGCAGUUCCGCGUGUGUUUACAGGCAGGACUGACUUACUCAGCAAAUCCUGCUCGGAGGAGCUGCGGCCAAUGAAGAGCCUAUAUCCCGGCUUGCUUGGGGCUCCCGAGUUUGAGCUGCAUGCAGAAAUGUAAGGCAGUGCUUCCUGGCGCUGAUGGCAAAAUGGGACCCAGCUCCAGUCCUUCCUCGGGCUGCCCAGCUCUGCAGAUCUGGGAGAGAACCUACAUACACAUAUUGGUGAUGUAGCCAGCUUUAAAGGCCAGCGGAAUCCUGAUGGAUUCAGGAGACUGGUUUGUUAUUUAGAUUUUUAUUUUUUAUUUUGUAUUUGUUGGAAGAUGAAAUGCUUCUCUCGUUACCUGCCUUACAUCUUCAGACCUCCGAAUACCAUCCUCUCCUCCAGCUGCCACACGGAAGGCUCGGACCAUGGUGCAGUCCCACUGGCUCCCCUGCCCCCCUCUCCUGUGAGACUGGCUGCGGGGAGGGAUCAUGGAUACUUGUCUGCCGGCUUCUGGUUCCCACGCAAGUAAGCCUGCUGUCAAUGGAGGAGGACAUUGAUACCCGCAAAAUCAACAACAGUUUCCUGCGCGACCACAGCUAUGCGACCGAAGCUGACAUUAUCUCUACGGUAGAAUUCAACCACACGGGAGAAUUACUAGCGACAGGGGACAAGGGGGGUCGGGUUGUAAUAUUUCAACGAGAGCAGGAGAGUAAAAAUCAGGUUCAUCGUAGGGGUGAAUACAAUGUUUACAGCACGUUCCAGAGCCAUGAACCCGAGUUCGAUUACCUGAAGAGUUUGGAAAUAGAAGAAAAAAUCAAUAAAAUAAGAUGGCUCCCCCAGCAGAAUGCAGCCUACUUCCUUCUGUCUACUAACGAUAAAACUGUGAAGCUGUGGAAAGUCAGCGAGCGCGAUAAACGGCCAGAGGGUUACAACCUGAAAGAUGAGGAGGGCCGGCUGCGGGAUCCUGCCACCAUCACAACCUUGCGGGUGCCUGUCCUCAGACCCAUGGACCUAAUGGUGGAGGCCACCCCGCGAAGAGUAUUUGCCAACGCACACACAUAUCAUAUCAACUCCAUAUCGGUCAACAGCGACUAUGAAACCUACAUGUCAGCUGAUGACCUGAGGAUUAACCUAUGGAACUUUGAAAUAACCAAUCAAAGUUUUAACAUCGUGGACAUUAAGCCGGCCAACAUGGAGGAGCUCACGGAGGUGAUCACGGCGGCCGAGUUCCACCCCCAUCACUGCAACACCUUCGUGUACAGCAGCAGCAAAGGGACAAUCCGGCUGUGCGACAUGCGGGCGUCGGCCCUGUGUGACAGGCACACCAAAUUUUUUGAGGAGCCGGAAGAUCCAAGCAACCGGUCGUUUUUCUCUGAAAUUAUCUCUUCGAUUUCGGAUGUGAAGUUCAGCCACAGUGGGAGGUACAUCAUGACCAGGGACUAUCUGACCGUUAAAGUCUGGGAUCUCAACAUGGAAAACCGCCCCAUCGAGACUUACCAGGUUCAUGACUACCUCCGCAGCAAAUUGUGCUCCCUCUACGAAAACGACUGCAUUUUUGAUAAAUUCGAGUGCGUGUGGAAUGGGUCAGACAGCGUCAUCAUGACCGGCUCCUACAACAACUUCUUCAGGAUGUUUGACCGAAACACCAAGCGUGAUGUCACCCUGGAGGCCUCGAGGGAAAACAGCAAACCCCGGGCUAUCCUGAAACCUCGAAAAGUGUGCGUGGGGGGCAAGCGGAGAAAAGACGAGAUCAGCGUCGAUAGCCUGGACUUUAGCAAAAAGAUCUUGCAUACAGCUUGGCAUCCUUCAGAAAAUAUUAUAGCAGUGGCGGCUACAAAUAACCUAUAUAUAUUCCAGGACAAGGUUAACUAGGAGGACAAGUUAUUAUUGCUUAAUAAUCUCACAUACUGAAUACUAGUCAAACAUGUUUUUAAAUGUUUCUUUGGGUCUUCAUUUGAUGCAUUGACUUUCAUUUCCCUACACGGAAAACAACUGGGAUAGAAUUCAAAGGAGUCCAACUUUCCCAUAUCCCCAGUUCUAAGACACUUUUGUCCAACCCAAUAGGUCCCGGACACUUCUGUUUAGAAUUGAGAGCUGCCAGCUAACAGUAAUUCUUCCAUAGUUGACCUGAAUUUCUGAUGCUUUUCUUUGCCCAGUUUUCUCUGGUGGGUCCCGUGUUUUGUUGCUAGGUGUCUGCUGAGAUAAAAUGAGGUUGUCUGUAGUAUUUAAAGUGAAAAGGGAUACGUUUUUUUUUAAUUAAACAAUUCCCUUUGAUUGAAAAAUUCAACAAAAAAAUAAACACCGUUUACUCUACUCUUUAGAGAAAUGCUCCUUGUUUUGUGAGAAAGAAAAAAAAAAGAACUAGUCAGCAUCUCCUGCCCCAACAGCACUUUUUUUUUUUUUGCCAUUUUCUUUUUUAACAAUUUCAUUUGAGCCAGAGAUUUAUCUCAUGAGGCUGUGAAGGGGAUGCUGAAUGAGAAGGGGAGGACCGCAUCAGCACUGCUAUAGUCUUUCAUUUGUAAGCGCCAUAGAAAGAGCCUGAGAAUCUGGCUGGGAAGCACCGCGAGUGCUUCAGGGGGCAUAAAGGGAGCGCUUCCACACGGCGCUUCUCAGGGCUGGCUUGGCAAGGCCACGGGGGCCAGAUUCCAUCAGCCGCUCUGUUCCUCUUGCUUUUUGUCAUUUUAAAUGGCUCCAUAUAAUCCUCUACUUACACGUUCCCUGGCUUUUUCUCUUCACCCUUUUCUAGCUUACUUACUCCAUUGACUUCUAAAGGCCGGGCCCUGGUUGUUUCUUAGCUGGCGUUCUGCAUGAAGCUGGAGGCUGCGGGGACCAGCCCUGGCUCCCUGAGCAAGGCUGGCCUGUCCUUUUCGGGCGUGUCUCCUGAACAGGCCCCCUCCCCUCUUCCUGGGUUUGGUAACCAAAAGGAACAACCCAUCGAUCUCCACUGUCGCUAGAACCGAUACAGCCAAUAAAAAUGCUGAUUUGUACAGUC